AAAUUGAGAAGGAAACGCCACGUUUUUGCCUCACUGUUUAGCCCUCAGGUGUGUUUUGUGUGUGUGUGUGUGUGUGUUUAUGAUCAAACAGACUUGGAGUGUAUGUUUGCUCUGUAAUCUCUGGCUCAACCUGUCUGAUAGGUGUGGGCUGGCUGGCACUGACUUGCGCAGGUAUGAGGAGUAGGAAGAGCAAUCCAGCACAGUCUUGAGAGAGGAGGGAAACGGAUUCACACACACACACAAACACACACACAAAAAAAAAAAAUCCUCACACACAAAGAGGCAACGGGACAGAGGAAGAGGAAACGUUGGGAACCAGGAAAAGCUGCAGCGGAGAAGAGCAAACACAAAAGGAGAGUGUUUCAGAAUGUGAAAUAAGCUGGAGGAGAUUCUUUUACUGCAGUUUCGACAAAUGGAUGUUGGAUUCUAAUGUGGCAUUUCAGGCUCUGGGAUGUACAAGAUGUGGCUGUGUUUCUCAGCAUCGCAUUAUAUAUGUGCCACCUAGCCGGCGCCAUUUCCAUCCGCUCUCCCCAGAGGAGCCUGACCAGGUCCGUGCAGGAGGACGUGGACUUCUCAGUGGACAUAACCUGCAGCGGGACCCCCACCAUACAAUGGACCUUCAUGUCGGGGCUGGUGAGCCGCAGCAUCGGCAGCUGGAAGCCGGGGGUUUACACCAACAUCACGGCGGAUUACAGCAGCAGAGUUCAGGCCCACGGCAACGGCUCCAUGGGCCUGUCGGACCUCAGGCUGCAGGACGCCGGCUUCUACGUGGUCACGGUCACAGAGGAGACGGGAAACAGCAAAGACUUCGGCUUCGUCCUGAAAGUGAACGAGGUGCUGUAUGAGGACCUCCAGUACCUGGUGGUCACUGCCCUGGCGCUCGCCUUCCUGGUCGGACUCCUCAUGUUGUCCAUGUGGCUGCUGGACAAGGGCUACAGGAAGUUUUUGGCUUGGAGACAAAGGAAACAGAUGCCAGAAAACGACGCGACAGAGCUGCAACAUCUGGACGGGACGGCGCCGUGAAAACAAGAGACGGAUUUUU
Messenger RNA from Mugil cephalus (flathead mullet), 1042 nucleotides. Its product is annotated as V-set and transmembrane domain-containing protein 5. The record is from RefSeq and is a predicted model, not a curated record. Gene Ontology annotation, biological process: positive regulation of excitatory synapse assembly; filopodium assembly. Gene Ontology annotation, cellular component: plasma membrane; dendrite; axon. The coding region runs from base 430 to 1023 and encodes 197 amino acids. NCBI's taxonomy places the organism in Eukaryota, Metazoa, Chordata, Actinopteri, Mugiliformes, Mugilidae. The transcript has 4 exons.